Molecule: messenger RNA, 2622 nt
Organism: Centropristis striata (black sea bass)
Lineage: Eukaryota; Metazoa; Chordata; Actinopteri; Perciformes; Serranidae
Gene: dmrta2
Product: DMRT-like family A2
Exons: 2
Coding region: 359-1705 (448 amino acids)
Biological process (GO): sex differentiation; germ cell development; regulation of transcription by RNA polymerase II
Cellular component (GO): nucleus
Molecular function (GO): protein binding; DNA-binding transcription factor activity, RNA polymerase II-specific; RNA polymerase II cis-regulatory region sequence-specific DNA binding
Source: RefSeq, a predicted model, not a curated record
UGUAUCCACUGACGAUCUCUGGAGGAAGUUAGUGUCUCAGGCUGCGGCGAGUAACAACCUCCUGCUCCUCCUGGACAGACAGAAGUUUCUCCCGUGGAGGAAUGGUCGCUGCUCCUGCUCUGCUCGGAUUUAAACUCGACAGCUUAUUUUCGCUUUUUCUUCAAACUCCUCGAACAGCUAACGUAAGAGUUUCGCUUCUAGGUUUUUGGCACGGUAAUCUCGUCAGUAGACAGACUUCACCUGUUGCCCAGAGAUGUUGAGAGCCGCUGAGCUCAUUACAGUAGCCUAGAAUAAAGCAGAUCGUUCAGAAGAAAGCGGCUCUCCUGUUUUCUAGUUCAGUUACACCAGUGAGGAACACAUGGAUCUGAGACCGGACCACCCCACAGUCUCCUCUGCCUCUCAAGUCCACCCGGGAGCUGCAGCAGCGGUCGCGGCCGCCUCCAUCCCGGUGUCCAUGGCCAGCAGCCUCCUGCGCGGCCCUCCGCUCAUCCUGCGCUCCGCGGACAAGUACCCGCGAACCCCCAAGUGCGCCCGCUGCCGGAACCACGGCGUGGUGUCCGCGCUCAAGGGCCACAAGCGCUACUGCCGCUGGAAGGACUGCAUGUGCGCCAAGUGCACGCUGAUCGCCGAGAGGCAGCGCGUGAUGGCGGCGCAGGUGGCGCUGCGGCGGCAGCAGGCGCAGGAGGAGAACGAAGCCCGGGAGCUGCAGCUGCUCUACGGCACGGCGGAGGGACUCGCCCUGGCCGCCGCCAACGGCAUCAUCCCGCCGCGUCCCAACUACGAGGUGUUCACCUCCGUCAACAGCGAGAGUAACUCAGAUUCAAGCAUCCAGAAGUAUGAGCUGUUCUCAAAGAACCAGCUGUCCGGGUCCGCCUCCUCUCAGCAGACUGAGGGGAAGCCGGGCUCCGCUGAAAGUGACUCGGCCCCGGGCAUCUCGUCCCCAGACGGCCGGCACGGAGGCUCGGGUUCAGAGAACGGAGACAGCGAGUCUUUCAUCAGCUCCCCGGUGUCCAAGCCUCUAAAAGACGGAGGGGAGACUCCCGGAUCCGUCAGCUCCCUCGGCUCUGACUCCGGAUCUGAGACCGACAAAGACGAGCAGGAGCCGUCCCCGUCCUCCGCGGCCUCCCGGCACAUGAACGCCAUUGACAUCCUGACCCGAGUGUUCCCCAGCCACAAGCGCAGCGUGCUGGAGCUGGUCCUGCAGGGCUGCGGGAAGGACGUGGUGCAGGCCAUCGAGCAGAUCCUCAACAACAGCGGCGCUCAGGGCUCGAACAAGGCCGGCUCAGACGAGACGUGGACGGCUGAGAGGGUGCUCCAAAACGCGCAGCAGCCGCCGCCGUCCUCCGCGUCCAUAACGGCCCCGACGAGGCCCAUGCUGCCCGGAGCCAUGACGCUCAGCAACCGCUCCGCGUUUUCUCCUCUGCAGCCGAACUCCCCGCACUUCGGCGCCGACCCCAGCACCUAUCCUCUGGGCACCCACCUGGGACUGAACCCACUGCGGCUGGCCUACUCUGCACACAGCCGGGGACUGGCUUUCAUGACGCCCUACUCCACCACCGGGCUGAUGCCCACCCUGGGCUUCAGACCCCCGAUGGACUAUGCCUUUAGCGACCUGAUAAGGGACAGGACGAUGUUACACAAGGAGCAGGGCUACGCCAGCGGCCUGUACGGGCCUCUGGUCAAUAACACGCCGGAGAAGCAGUGAGGCGGGCAGGAGGACUGACCAUGCAGACACAUUGUAUCUGUAGCCACAAGUGUUGAAUGUUCUGGCGAAAAUCUGUCAUGUGUUUUGGCUACAGGCUGCUGUACAUAAUAGGAUUAUCUGGCUUGUAGUCAAAUGGUCUGAAAUAAAAAAAAAAAAACUAAACUCACUUAUGUGUAAUUUUCAAAAAUAUUUUUAUGUUUGACUAAGAAAGUUUGAUGACAUUCCCCACUUAUGAACCUGAUUAAUAAGAAUAAAGUGAAGCUGAAAACAUAUUUAUACAUUCCAAAAUAAAUCACAAUAAAAGUGGUGGGAAAAUUUAAAAAAACCCAGCUGCACAGAAGGCUAAAACUAUAUUCACAUGCUUUUAUUACUGAUUUUAAUGUCAACUCUGCAGGAUUGAAGAAUAAAAAAAAGCAACAACAACAACAACAAAAAAAAGAUUUAUCAGAGAAUUUUUAAAGCUCAUCUCAUUUUCAGCCAGUUGGUGAAACUGAAGUGCAUAUGACGUUAAAAAGCUAAUUUUAAAAUAUGCAUUUCUCUCUCACACAUGGAAUAUUAAAUGAGGCAAAAUUAAGUUAUUAUAACAUGUAGAUGACGGAUGUUUAACCCUAUUUCCUGAUGUACAAGUUGAACUAAUGAUGUGUAAAUGCCAUCUCCUUUUUUCCUCUUCUGUAUUAUUUCACUUAUCUCACCUAUUUGUUUUAGUUCAUUUCCAACUGCAGCUGUAUUAUAUAUUGCAUUUGGUAAUAUGAAACGCUAUGCUAUAUUUGACUUUUCAUUUAUCCGUUAGUCAGCUCAAAUAUUUUGUGACAAAGUGCUGGAUCAAGUCAGUUCAUCUUCAAAUGUUACAAGCUGUGCUGUCACAUUGUAUGAAUAUGCUGGAAAUAAAUGUUAUUUUAAAGAAAGUGGGAACAUGA